Molecule: messenger RNA, 1188 nt
Organism: Truncatella angustata
Lineage: Eukaryota; Fungi; Ascomycota; Sordariomycetes; Amphisphaeriales; Sporocadaceae
Exons: 1
Coding region: 1-1188 (395 amino acids)
Molecular function (GO): protein binding
Source: RefSeq, a predicted model, not a curated record
AUGGGAAAGACACGCCCCGACAAGAAGAACAAAAAGAAAGGCGGCAUCUCCCGCGCCGCCCAAGCCGAUAGCUCCAACACCAACGACGGCGCCAAGGCCAUCUCGCCGCUCUACCUCGUCUCGGUCGCCGAGGAGCUCGUGCAAGGCGGCAAUGCACCGGAUGCACUUACGAUCUGCAAGCAGGCGCUCGAGGCGUCCCAGCCGAGCAGUGACGGCGCCCUCGCGUCUCUCAACCUCCUCGGCCAGAUCAACAUCGAGCUUGGCGACUUCGACGCCGCGCGGUCCUGCCUCAUGCGCGCCGUGUCGAUAGACCAGGACGGGUCGCGAAGCGAGGAGGUCGGCGGCGGGCCCGAGAAGUUCCUGUGCCUGGCGCAGCUGAGCGAGGAGGGCGGCAUGGACAGCGUCAAGUGGUUCGAGCGGGGCGCCGGCGUGCUGAAGGCGCAGAUACAGAGGCUCGAGGAGGCGACGCCCCUGAGGAAACGCGACGAGGCGCAGGAGACGACGCUCGACGGUCUGAGGAGGAAACACGCCGCGUGUCUCUGCGCGGUCGCGGAGAUCUACAUGACGGACCUGUCCUGGGAGGCCGAUGCCGAGCAGCGCUGCGAGGCGCUUGUCACGGAGGCGACCAUGGUCGCACCGGACUCGGCCGAGAGCUGGCAGACGCUGGCGAACGUCAGGAUCUCGCAGACCCGGAUUGAUGAUGCGAAGGCAGCGCUCUCGAGAAGCGUGGAGAUCUGGAAGGAUCUGCCCAUGGAGGAUCCGAGCGUGCCCGACUUUCCCACGAGGGUUAGUCUAGCGAGGCUUUUGAUGGAGGUUGAAAUGGAGCAAGAGGCCUUAGAAGUACUUGAACGUUUGGUCGGCGAGGACGACGAUAGCGUUGAGGUUUGGUAUCUCGGCGGCUGGGCCCUGUUCGUCAUGGGCGACAAGCAGAAGGCGAACAAGAAGGAAGAAGACGCAGAAUGGAAGAUGACCUGGUUCUCGAGUCGGACGUGGUUGAACCAGUGUUUGAUGCUAUUCAAGAAGCAGGAGUACGAGGACGACAGACUCGGCGACCACGCUCAGGAGCUUCUGUCUAACAUUGCAAAGGAGCUUGGCGUUGCACCUAUCAUGGAGGAAGGCGAGGAAGAAGAAGAAGAGGGAGACUGGGAAGACGAUGAGGCUAAUGAGGACGACGAAAUGGAAGGCUGA